Messenger RNA from Rotaria socialis, 1269 nucleotides. The record is from the annotation of a GenBank genome assembly. Lineage: Eukaryota; Metazoa; Rotifera; Eurotatoria; Philodinida; Philodinidae.
AUGUAUCAACAUAUACGUAUUGCUUUGGAAUAUGCUCAACAGCGAUCACAACAUGUACAGGAACAAGAAAAUAUUCGUCGCUGUAGGAAAACAAUCGAAAAGUAUCCAACAGCACGUGCCAAUGAAGAUGAAACAACAUCAAACAAUCCCACAGAGAUUAGUCAUCACUCUUCAACAGAUGAUAAUGAAACACUAGAUGUUGAUAAUGAUUUUGACCUUGAUUCCGUGGAAGAAAUUUCAAAUAAUCUAAAACAAUGUAAUCUUAAUUAUUUAUCACGCCAGAACAAUAAUAAUGAUAUUAUAUUUAAUCAAGUCUAUAAAGAACUUCAAAGUCGCCGUGGCUCAUCAUCAUCUAUUUCAUUACUGUUACACUUAGAUGGCAUCAGUUUAUGCAAAUCCAGUAAACUUAAUUUAUGGUUGCUUAGCUGUAGUUUAAUCGAACUUCCUGUUCAUCUUCGUUAUCGGCGUUUCAAUGUGAUUGUUCUUUCUGUCUGGAUUGGUCAUUGUGAGCCGCUUGUGGACUUAUGGUUAGAAGAAUCUUUUCAACAACUAAACGAUGUCAAGAAGAAAAGUAUUUCAACUCGAUCUGGUAUAAAUUACAAAAUAAUUGUAUAUGGAUUAGCUGGAGAUUGUCCUGCAAUUAAACUACCAACGAAGCAUAUUAGUCAUCAAGGUUAUAUUUGCUGUUGGUUGUGUUAUACACAUGCAUGCGGCUUUUCUUAUAGAGCAUCAGAACUAAGAAAUAUGUUGCUAUAUGAUCUAUUACCACUUAUUCGAUCAUUUCUACCAGUCAAAUUGGCUGCACAUUUAGCACUUUAUGUUACAGCAAUGCGACUGUUCCAUGGACUGCGUACACUUGGCGAUGAAACAGAAAUUAUAGCUAAAGAAUUCAUGAUCAAUUACUACAGAGAUCAUCAAUCAUUUUGUACAAGUUCCUUUGAAGAUUGUAAUAGUGAAUAUGCUCGAGUAACUCGUUUAUCACAAGAUCAAGCCGAUGAUCAAAAUGAUGAUGAUUCAAUUCAAGAUCCAAUCAAUAUCAUUAAUUCAUCUAUGACAAAUAUAAGAUCUUCAAAAAUUGAUCGAACACAUUUAUCAUCAUCAACUUCAUCAUCACCACGAAUUUCAACAUGUGCACAAAUAUCAGAAAAAAUAGAUGUUGAAGGUAUGCUUAAUUCUUUAUUUUUCAAUGUAGAUUUUAAUUGUGAUCACCUAGUAUAUACAAUUUUUGUUCGCUCUAUCAGCACGGCAAGUGCAGUCUUUGAGAAGUAA